AUGCUCAAACUCCACUAUCUGCUCGCGGUCUGCUGGGCGGCUGUCCUGGCAUACCAUCUGCGGCAUGUGCGAUCAAUUGCGAACAGACAGUAUGCUGCCCUGCUGUCGCUGCCAUCUCGCGAUAUUGCUGUCACCUUGAAGGCGGGCCACUCCGUGGACGACGUAAACGGCCGCCCCAAGCGAUGA
Molecule: messenger RNA, 186 nt
Organism: Penicillium waksmanii
Lineage: Eukaryota; Fungi; Ascomycota; Eurotiomycetes; Eurotiales; Aspergillaceae
Exons: 1
Coding region: 1-186 (61 amino acids)
Source: RefSeq, a predicted model, not a curated record